AUGGCUGCACGUUUGGCAGCGGUAGCUGCAGGCGGUGGCAACACGCAGGAAGAGAUCCAGAGGAUGUUGGCAACGGAGAGGAACCCUGCAGCGAAGCACGUGCUGGGCAUGCUUAGCAGUCAGAGCCCUCUACUUCAACUUGGCACGCAGGAUCCUGCGUCGCAGCAGCAAGUUGAAGAGGCCUUUGCAGUUGGACCAAAAGUCGUGGAGGAAGAUGAUGAACUCGAGGAGGCCAUGCGUUUGAGCCUGCGCCUGGCUUGUCGCGCCAAGCUCCUUCGGAAGGAGGUAGACGCAAUUGACUUGGAUUACCUGCAGCGUUGCACGGAGAACUUCGCAGAGCAUCGACUGCUGGGGGAGGGAGGCCACGGCAAGGUCUACAAGGCAGUUGACAAAGACGAGCACCUCGAGUUUGCCGCCAAGUGCUUGGUGUGCGAGAAUGAGGAAGAGCGCCAAAUGAUGAACCGCAUGACGGAGGCAGAGAUCACCACACUCACUGCCUUCACACACCCGAACAUCAUCCGCUUGCUCGGCUACUGCAAGACCGAGGACACUGCGGUUUGCUCUACGAGUACCAGCCCGGAGGAAGUGUGGAGACCCAUUUGGACGAAAAGGAGCGCGCAGAAGAUCUCACCUGGACAUUGCGAGCCAAUAUAG
This is a messenger RNA of Effrenium voratum, 654 nucleotides long. The record is from the annotation of a GenBank genome assembly. Lineage: Eukaryota; Dinophyceae; Suessiales; Symbiodiniaceae.